AAACCCUGUAACUUUUUUUCCCAAAACAACUCGCAUUUUUAAAAGAAAUAAUUUAAAAAAACACAUAAAAUAGGAUAUAGAACCAUUUAAAAAGUAGUUAGAAGGAAGCUUCCACCAUGUAUGACAAUGAUGAUGUUUACAACGAUGAAGAAGAUCAAGAAAUUUCUGAUGAAUUAUGGCAAGAAGCCUGCUGGAUCGUCAUUAACGCUUAUUUUGAUGACAAAGGCCUUGUAAGACAGCAAUUGGACAGCUUCGAUGAAUUUAUUCAGAUGUCUGUCCAAAGUAUUGUCGCCGAAUCACCAGCAAUUGAACUUCAAGCCGAAGCUCAACAUACAUCUGGUGAAAUAGAGAAUCCUUUACGUUAUAUGGUAAAAUUCGAGCAAAUUUACUUAUCGAAGCCGACUCAUUGGGAGAAGGACGGAGCACCAUCACCAAUGAUGCCAAAUCAAGCACGUCUUCGAAAUUUAACAUACUCUGCCCCACUUUACGUUGACAUAACUAAAACCAAACACAUAGAAGGACAAAAACCUGUCGAGACACAACAUCAGAAGACUUUCAUUGGAAAAAUUCCAAUUAUGCUUCGAUCUGCUUACUGUUUACUGAAUAAUCUUUCAGAUCGUGACUUGACUGAAUUAAACGAAUGUCCACUUGAUCCUGGUGGAUAUUUCAUUAUUAAUGGAUCUGAAAAAGUCCUCAUUGCUCAAGAGAAAAUGGCAACAAACACGGUUUAUGUGUUCAGUAUGAAAGAUGGCAAAUAUGCAUUUAAAACUGAAAUUCGUUCAUGUUUAGAGCACAGUUCACGACCAACGUCAACAUUAUGGGUGAAUAUGUUCGCAAAAGGUGGAAACAACGCAAAAAAAUCAGCAAUUGGACAAAGAAUCAUCGCAAUUCUUCCUUACAUUAAACAAGAAAUUCCCAUCAUGAUUGUGUUCCGUGCUUUGGGGUUUGUCGCUGAUCGUGACAUUCUCGAGCACAUUAUUUACGAUUUCGAUGAUCCCGAAAUGAUGGAAAUGGUGAAACCAUCGCUUGAUGAAGCUUUUGUUGUUCAGGAACAAAAUGUUGCUCUCAACUUUAUUGGAUCUCGUGGAGCUCGUCCUGGUGUCACCAAAGAAAAGCGAAUAAAGUACGCAAAAGAAAUUCUGCAACGUGAAAUGCUUCCACACGUUGGUGUUUCUGACUUUUGUGAGACAAAAAAAGCUUAUUUCUUGGGUUACAUGGUGCAUCGACUCUUACUUGCAUCUCUUGGACGACGCGAACUUGACGAUCGUGAUCACUACGGAAAUAAACGUUUGGAUCUUGCUGGACCUUUACUUGCUUUCUUAUUCCGCGGUCUUUUCAAGAAUUUAAUGAAAGAAGUUCGAAUGUACGCUCAAAAAUUCAUCGAUCGUGGAAAAGAUUUCAAUCUUGAGCUUGCAAUUAAAACAAAAAUCAUCACUGACGGUUUACGUUAUUCCCUUGCAACUGGCAAUUGGGGUGAUCAAAAGAAAGCUCAUCAAGCACGUGCUGGUGUUUCUCAAGUUUUAAAUCGAUUGACAUUUGCUUCAACAUUAUCUCAUUUACGUCGCGUGAAUUCGCCGAUUGGACGUGAUGGAAAACUCGCCAAACCACGACAGCUUCACAAUACAUUGUGGGGAAUGCUGUGCCCAGCUGAAACACCUGAAGGAGCUGCUGUUGGUCUGGUAAAGAAUCUUGCACUCAUGGCUUAUAUUUCUGUUGGAUCGCAACCAGUUCCAAUCUUAGAGUUCUUGGAAGAAUGGUCGAUGGAAAACCUCGAAGAAAUCGCACCAUCAGCAAUUGCCGACGCAACGAAAAUCUUCGUGAAUGGAUGUUGGGUUGGAAUUCAUCGCGAUCCGGAACAAUUAAUGUCAACAUUACGUAAACUUCGUCGUCAGAUGGAUAUUAUUGUGUCAGAAGUUUCAAUGAUUCGUGACAUUCGUGAUCGUGAAAUUCGAAUUUAUACCGACGCAGGUCGCAUUUGUCGUCCACUUUUAAUUGUCGAAAAUGGAAGUUUGUUGUUAAAACGAAGUCACAUUGAUAAUUUAAAAGAACGCUACGACACAAAUUACGGAUGGCAAGUGUUGGUUGCAUCAGGUGUUGUUGAAUAUAUCGACACAUUGGAGGAAGAAACUGUCAUGAUUGCAAUGACGACAAGUGAUUUGAAGCAGGAGAAGGAAUACGCUUAUUGUACAACUUACACACAUUGUGAGAUUCAUCCAGCAAUGAUUCUUGGCGUUUGCGCUUCAAUUAUUCCAUUUCCUGAUCACAAUCAAUCACCUCGUAACACUUAUCAAAGUGCUAUGGGAAAACAAGCGAUGGGCGUUUAUAUCACGAAUUAUCACGUUCGAAUGGACACGCUCGCACAUGUUCUUUAUUAUCCAAUGAAGCCACUUGUGACAACACGUUCGAUGGAAUAUUUGAGAUUUCGUGAGUUGCCAGCUGGAAUUAAUUCAAUUGUCGCUAUUUUAUGUUACACUGGAUAUAACCAAGAAGAUUCAGUCAUUCUCAACGCUUCAGCUGUUGAGCGUGGCUUCUUCCGCUCUGUUUUCUAUCGUUCAUAUAAAGAUUCAGAAUGUAAACGAAUUGGCGAUCAAGAAGAACAAUUUGAGAAGCCAAAUCGUUUGACAUGUCAAGGAAUGCGAAAUGCUUUGUAUGAUAAACUCGAUGAAGAUGGAAUUAUUGCACCAGGUUUGCGUGUGUCUGGUGAUGAUGUUGUUAUUGGGAAGACCAUAACAUUGCCUGAAAAUGAUGAUGAUUUGGAAGGAACGACAGUUCGAUUCACAAAACGUGAUGCAUCAACAUUCUUGAGAAAUUCUGAGACUGGCAUUGUUGAUCAAGUUAUGUUGACACUUAACAGUGAAGGUUACAAGUUUUGUAAGAUUCGCGUUCGUUCUGUUCGUAUACCUCAAAUUGGUGAUAAGUUUGCUUCGCGUCAUGGACAGAAAGGAACUUGUGGAAUUCAAUAUCGACAGGAAGACAUGCCAUUUACAUGUGAAGGUCUUACACCAGACAUUAUCAUCAAUCCACAUGCUAUUCCAUCACGUAUGACAAUUGGACAUUUAAUUGAAUGCAUUCAAGGGAAGUUGGGAUCAAAUAAAGGCGAGAUUGGUGAUGCAACGCCGUUCAAUGAUGCUGUCAACGUGCAGAAGAUUUCGACAUUCUUGCAAGAGUAUGGAUAUCAUCUUCGAGGCAAUGAAGUCAUGUAUAAUGGACACACUGGACGGAAGAUUAAUGCGCAAGUGUUCUUGGGACCGACAUAUUAUCAACGUUUAAAGCAUAUGGUCGAUGAUAAGAUUCAUUCACGUGCUCGUGGUCCGGUGCAGAUCCUUGUUCGUCAACCUAUGGAAGGUCGUGCUCGUGACGGUGGAUUGCGUUUUGGUGAGAUGGAACGUGAUUGUCAAAUUUCUCAUGGAGCUGCACAAUUCUUACGCGAACGAUUAUUUGAAGUUUCCGAUCCAUAUCGAAUUCACGUUUGUAAUUUCUGUGGAUUAAUCGCCAUUGCUAAUUUACGUAACAAUACUUUCGAAUGCAAAGGAUGCAAGAAUAAAACUCAGAUUUCACAAGUUAAACUUCCUUACGCUGCUAAAUUAUUGUUCCAGGAAUUGAUGGCAAUGAAUAUUGCACCUCGUUUGAUGGUCGUUUAAAUGAUAAGAAAAUUUUGUGUAGUUUUAAGAUUCAUUUCCAUUUAAUUCAAUAAUAAAAAAUAUUUUUUCAUUGAGAAAUAAAAAAAUUGUUCAUGG
This is a messenger RNA of Clunio marinus, 3737 nucleotides long. NCBI's taxonomy places the organism in Eukaryota, Metazoa, Arthropoda, Insecta, Diptera, Chironomidae. The record is from the annotation of a GenBank genome assembly.